This is a messenger RNA of Bathycoccus prasinos, 309 nucleotides long. RefSeq names its product 50S ribosomal protein L33. Lineage: Eukaryota; Viridiplantae; Chlorophyta; Mamiellophyceae; Mamiellales; Bathycoccaceae. The transcript has a single exon. Bases 1 to 309 code for a protein of 102 amino acids. The record is from RefSeq and is a predicted model, not a curated record. Gene Ontology annotation, cellular component: ribosome. Gene Ontology annotation, molecular function: structural constituent of ribosome. Gene Ontology annotation, biological process: translation.
AUGAACGCCCUUUCCCAGUCUAUUUUAUCCUCCCGAGUUUCCAGCACGUCUGCGUUUACGUCCACGUCUAAGUCGUCUGCCGGAUCCAGCAACAAACGAGGCGCUUUGCAAGUCAUGGCAGCCUCGAAGAAAAAAGACGUCCGAUUGCAAGUGACGUUGGAGUGCACGGAGCAAAGAGAAGCGGGCGUGCAAGGGAUGAGCCGAUACAUCACGCAAAAGAACCGCAGAAACAACUCACAAAGAAUUGAAUUGAUGAAAUAUAACCCGUACAUGAAGAAGCACACUUUGCACAGAGAGUUGAAGAAGUAA